Messenger RNA from Protopterus annectens (West African lungfish), 2496 nucleotides. Its product is annotated as probable protein S-acyltransferase 23. The record is from RefSeq and is a predicted model, not a curated record. Bases 175 to 1812 code for a protein of 545 amino acids. The transcript has 11 exons. Gene Ontology annotation, cellular component: Golgi membrane. Gene Ontology annotation, molecular function: palmitoyltransferase activity; protein binding. Gene Ontology annotation, biological process: protein palmitoylation. NCBI's taxonomy places the organism in Eukaryota, Metazoa, Chordata, Ceratodontiformes, Protopteridae.
AAGACUCCAGUGCAGGUUGAAUGUAGCCCUAGCUUGAAAUAAACAGCGCUAACGUGUUAUAUAUCCAAACGGGAAAUGCACUUUCUAUUUUGUUGACUGUGUCGUAUCUGAAAAGCUGUAACUCUGGAGUAAUGUGACUGUGAGGGAACUUGAAAAGUGGCCAUACAGUAGGAAAUGGUACCUGCCCCUGGACCCCCUCAACAGCAGCUGGACACACCGCAGGCAUCCCGGCGGGAGCAGGCUGUGGUCAGUGAGAAGCUAAAAGGACUGACACCACAGUGUGAUGUGCCUGAGGCUGACACCGCCACAGUAGAGACUUUAAUUCAAGCUAUAACAGCAGGAAACCUAACAGAAUGCCAAAGAAUAAUCAGUGAAGAGGGAGGUGGAAUUCUGCAACAGUAUGAUGACAAAGGCCACACACCAGCUCACUGGGCUGCCUUGCAGGGACAUGUUGAAAUCAUCAAAUACUUUAUAGCUUGCAAUGGACCUGUGGACCUCCCAAGCAAGAGAGAACUAGCACAGCAUCCCAUCCAUUGGGCAGCUGUUAAUGGGCACAUUGCAGUCAUAGACCUGCUAUUGAAGGCAGGUGUGUCACCAGAUACACCAGAUGGCAAGAGAAGCACACCCCUGAUCACAGCAGCACAGUACGGACAUGCAUCAGUCUGCUGCUAUCUAAUAGGUAAAGGAGCAGAGCUACAGGUCUCAGAUUCUGAAGGAGACAAUCCCCUGCACUGGGCUGCAUUUAAGGGGCACUGUGAGCUGACUCGACUCCUUAUAUACUCAGGUUGUAACCCAAGACAAAAAGAUGCGUUUGGUCAGACUCCAUUGCAUCUGGCAGUUCUCAGUGGCGAUUUACUCACAGUCAAGCUUCUCUGUGAAGAGGAUGGAGUUGAAUUAGACAUAGAAGACAGAAAUGGAAACACGCCUCUGAAGCUUGCCCGUGGUCGUCAGUAUACAGAAAUUGUUACAUAUUUAGAAAAUGCUAUUGCAAGAUCAAAAAGUAUUAUUUCAAGGUUUGACUGGAGUUCCCUGGUAUUUGGUCCUCCUGGCAAAUCAAAAGGAGCUAUAUUUUUCUUCUGUGGUAUUGUGAUAUUUUGGGGAUACCCAACUUACUUUCUAAAGAUUGUUCCUGUUUCCUAUACCAGCCUCUGGGGUGCCCAUAUUACCUUCCUGUUCAGCAAUGUAAUAAUGUGGUAUUUUUUCUUAACUGCUUCCUGGAUAGACCCUGGUUUCUUACCACAAUGUAAUGAAGAAUAUGACCGGGCCAUUAGACAGGCUGUUUAUUUGAACACAUGGAAAUGGGGUCAGAACCCUCUAAGCCGGUUGUGCCACACUUGCCACCUUGUAAAACCUCUUCGUUCCAAACACUGUCGUGUCACCAAUCGAUGUGUCAGUUACUUUGACCACUACUGUCCAUACAUCUACAAUGAUGUGGGCUACAGAAACAGGACAUACUUUGUUGGAUUUUUAGCCACCAUGUGCCUUAAUUGCACCCUAGGGGUGUACCUUUGCUGGAACUGGUUUCUGGUGAUGGGAUGCAGCAUCUUUAUUGGACUUGGGUUCCUGGUCCUUGCCUUUAAUGCAGUCAUGUCUGGAAUAAUGACCUGCAUGUGUAUGUACAUGGCAGCAGUCAACAUCACAACAAAUGAACGUAUCAAUCAAAAGAAAUACAGCUACCUCAAAGAUGGAAGGGGAAUGUACCGGAAUCCUUUUGACCGUGGAGUCUACUUAAAUCUACUAGAAUUCUUCCACCUAAGAAAACCUCUACAAGAGAAACACAUCAGAACCUUAGAGCAAUUACCAGUUAUAUAGGCCAAUCAGGACAUAGAUGAAAAAUUAAUCAAAUGAGACCCAUCCACAAAUGUACAUGGUGGAUAAGUACUGAAAAGCCAUCAGAAGAAUCAGGGCAUGAUUUUUAGUUGCACUUGGUUGGCUUGUAAAAUAUGUGGUUUGUGCCUUUCUCAUCAAACCAUCCCAGCCAUUAUAUUUAAUAUGGGAUGUACACUGUGGUGAACUGGUGACGGGAAAUUUGUCUCUAUCAUUAUGUUGUUGUGGUGGUGGUGGUGGUGGUGGCGGUGGUAAUCUCUGAACCUUAUACCAAAAGUUAUCUCUCCCCUUGUUCACAUAUCUGACACUAUGCACUGUAUUAUAUUAUCUAUGCAAUAAGUAGUCAAUAGCUAUAUUAUAGUCUCCUGCCUUCUUCAUUCCAUGUUUUAGAUGUUUUAUGGUGGCCUGUUAUAUCAAUACAGAUCACUGGACUAUUAGUUUGCAUACUAAUAUCACCUGGUGUCCAUAGACACAGAUGGCCUGCCAAAGUGACUACCGUAUCUGAAAAAAAACUUCAUUUGUGCUUCCAAGCACUGCGGUGCAAACUCCCUUCCUUAUUUCUUCAGUCAGCAACACGACAAACUCAGAAACUUCCUUUUUCUUGGUAAUUUAAAGCACCUCUGCUUCUGUAUAAUGCACUACUGCCUACCCCCCCACACACACACACAU